This is a messenger RNA of Medioppia subpectinata, 1864 nucleotides long. Lineage: Eukaryota; Metazoa; Arthropoda; Arachnida; Sarcoptiformes; Oppiidae. The record is from the annotation of a GenBank genome assembly.
AGUAGAGGGAGUAAUGGUUUGAGUGUUUUGUUUGCAAACAAACACUCAUUUGUCGAGACAUUCAUUGACUGAUCCAUUGAUUUGUUGACAUCACAAGUGGUUUCCCACCGAAGACAUGGAGUUUGCGGAACUGAUAAAGAGUCCCAAAUUGGAUGCCAUUCGAGUGGUGUAUCCGAUCGACAACUCAAUGGAGGCCACGCUUUGCAUCACAAGUCAUCAUCUGAUUGUCUCCUCCAGAACUGAUUCCUCUCAGGAGUUAUGGCUGUUGCACUCCAUGAUAGACAUCGUGGAGCGGAAGCCGAACGUGAACUCCACGGGCGGAACAGUUGUGCUGAAGUGCAAAGACUUUCGGACCAUUGAGUUGGAGAUCAACGGAUGGAUGGAGUUUAACAACGUUUGCAAUUCAAUGGACUGGUUGUCUAACUUAGACGACCCGCGACUCCUAUACCCGCACUUUUACCGAGCGAUCUAUGAUUUGGUCGAAAACGGUUGGAACGCCUUUCAGAUCGAAACCGAAUUCUCGAAUCUUCUCAUGUUUUCCGACGACUGGCGGAUCAGUUAUGUUAACAAAGAUUUCGCUGUCUGUCCCUCAUAUCCCGAGGCAGUGAUUGUUCCCAAACCUAUUGACGACGACUGUCUGAUAGCAAUCGCCUCCUUUCGAUGUUUGGGUCGGUUUCCAGUUCUCAGUUAUUUCCAUAAAUCCGCUAAAACUGUUUUGUUAAGAAGUGGUCAACCGAUGGUCGGAACCAAUUCUAAGAGGUGUAAAGAAGACGAGAAAUUAAUUAAUACAGUAUUGGGUUCUGGAAAACGAGGUUAUAUUAUAGAAACACGGACUCAAAACUUAGCACAAUUGGCCCGAACUAAAGGCGGAGGUUUUGAGCCCGAAGUUCAUUACCCACUUUGGCGUCGCGUUCAUAAACCUAUAGAUAGACACUCGACUCUAUUGGACUCAUUAAGCAAAUUAAUUGAAGCGUGUAAUGACACGAAGGCUUCGAUGGAUAAAUGGUUAUCACGAUUAGAGUCUUGCGGUUGGCUCACGCAUAUCAAGGAUGUACUCAGCAGUGCUUGUCUAGUGGCCCAAUGCAUGGAUCAAGAAUUGGCCUCAGUGUUAGUGCACGGAUCAGAAGGAAUGGAUUCAACACUUCAAGUCUGUUCGUUAACUCAAGUCAUUCUGAACCCCGACUGCCGUACAGUACAUGGCUUUGAAGCGCUGAUAGAGCGCGAGUGGUUACAGGCGGGCCAUCCAUUCGCCACUCGCUGUAAGCACAGCGCGUAUACCAUUCCCAGCGCCCGCACUCGAGAACAGUCGCCAAUAUUUCUAGUAUUUCUGGACUGUGUUUACCAAAUAUUCAAUCAGUUUAAGUGUUCGUUUGAAUUCAAUGAGAAGUUCUUAAUUUAUAUCUUCGAACAAACCUAUGGCUCACAAUUCGGCACUUUUUUGGGCAAUUGUGUCAAAGACAGGAAAGACAUGAAUUUCGCUAAGAAAACAGUCUCUCUUUGGUCUUAUAUCAAUCGACCGGAAAUACUUCAGGAUUUUAUAAACCCGUCGUAUGAACCAAACAGUAAAGUCAUUUGGCCUUCAGUCGCGCCCCAGAGUCUGGAACUGUGGAGCGGUUUAUACCUUCGAUGGGUUGUCCAACAAAACACUUAUGAAAAGGCGUGGAAUCGUUUCGCAGAGAUUAAAGUUAAAGAAAAAGAGCUUAAACUGAAAGCCACACGACUUCGCAGGAAACUUAUUGAUUUGACGGCUAAUAUAGCGAUUAAAGAUGUCUGAAAUAAAUUGUUUUAUAAGUCAUUUGACAACUUAUUAAUGUUUUAAAUUUAUAUUUACUAUAAAUAUAUUAUGUAUAAUAAUAAAUUAUUA